This is a messenger RNA of Mus caroli (Ryukyu mouse), 1835 nucleotides long. It is a transcript of the gene Cd24, whose product is annotated as CD24 molecule. NCBI's taxonomy places the organism in Eukaryota, Metazoa, Chordata, Mammalia, Rodentia, Muridae. Gene Ontology annotation, biological process: cell adhesion; regulation of cell-cell adhesion; cell activation. Gene Ontology annotation, molecular function: protein tyrosine kinase activator activity. Gene Ontology annotation, cellular component: external side of plasma membrane; membrane raft. The record is from RefSeq and is a predicted model, not a curated record.
GUCCCGCCGGCCGGCCGCGCUCCCCACCUUGCCUGCGCCCGCGCAAGCCUAGCAGAUCUCCACGCACCGAACAUCCAGAGAGUCGCGCCGCGCGCCGACGGAGCGGACAUGGGCAGAGCGAUGGUGGCCAGGCUAGGGCUGGGGUUGCUGCUUCUGGCACUGCUCCUACCCACGCAGAUUUACUGCAACCAAACAUCUGUUGCACCAUUUUCCGGUAACCAGAAUAUUUCUGCUUCCCCAAAUCCAAGUAACGCUACCACCAGAGGGGGUGGCAGCUCCCUGCAGUCCACAGCUGGUCUCCUGGCUCUCUCUCUCUCUCUUCUACAUCUCUACUGUUAGAGACUCAGGCCAGGAAACGUCUCUACUUCCCCAUCUUCUACACCCACCCCAAAUGGCAACCACAAGUCCAAUGUGAUCAGGAAGAAACAGGUCCACCUCGAAUUGGCUGUUACCAUACCUCAACAGAAAACACUGAGAAUUCGAAAUUCGACAGGAUUAAAGGACGCGUGAAGGGUUUGAGAGAAGAGAGAUGCCAGUAUUGAACCUGCUGGAGUUUUACGUCCCAAGAUGAAGACAGCAUCCAGAAUUGAUGUGAUUUCCUUGAAUGUGGCUUAGGAAAUGUGGACACUUAAAACUCUCACUUGAAAUUGGGCAUAGGUUUGAUGUAGAGAUAAGGAUGGGGUGCGGAAUGGAGACCCAUUUUGUCAUUGAUUCAUCUGACCGAUAAGGCCAUAGCGCAGAUAGGUGAUAUUCAAAAGCUUCUCUGAUGCUCUUUAUGUAUAUGUUGGAAGGAACUACCAGGCGUUGCUUUAAAUUCCCAAUGUGUUGUUUCGUUACUACUAAUACGCUAAGCUCUAGGUAAAGUUCCAUGUUGUUGAACUAUGACUGUUCUCUUUGGAAUUGAACAUUUUACACCCUCCUCCUGUGGCUUUAUGUCUGACAUUGUAUUUGACCUUUAUUAGUAAUUAACAUGUGCCAGGCAAUAGUGGAUUGGAACCCAUCCCCAAAUCCAGCCACCUCUGAAUAAAUCUGAUUUCAAAAGUCAAACAGUAGACAUUUCCCAUUGUCGUUUCUCACUCACCACAAGUACCAAAUUCACUAGAGUGCACUGGUUCCAGAGAGCAGAAUCAUGUUGGCCUUGGCUAGUUUCAAAAUGCUGCCUUUUACUUUGAUGUAUGUUGAGGGCUUUUCAUAACUUAAAGUGUGUUCUGUUAGCAAGGCAAAAAUUAUGAGUCUUAAUUCUACAGGCAAAUAUGUAAAGGAGCCAAAACUGUAAACCCAGCAUUUGGGAUGUGAAGACUGGAAGCUAACUCUCAUUGAAUUCACAAAGUCUUUUAUACAAUUUCUGUACAUACUUUUUUUUUUUUUAAGAGGAAAAACAAACAAUGGAUCAGAAUAGCCACGUUUGGAAUACUUUGGUUAUCCAUUCAUAUUUUUAGAUAGUUAUUGGUCCUGUGCCUGAAAGGGGGCUUGGUUCUACCUUAAGUUUUUCCAAUUUCCUUUAUAUACACAUACCUUCUAAAACCUAGACAUUUCCUGAAAACAAUCUUUUGUUCGCAUGGUCACACACUGAUGCUUACCCGUACAGUAGUCUUGAUAACCAGAGUCAUUUUCUCCAUCUUUAGAAACCUUCCUGGGAAGAAGGAGAGCUCACAGACCCGAAGCUACUGUGUGUGUGAAUGAACACUCCCCUUGCCUCACACCUGAAUGCUGUACAUCUAUUUGAUUGUAAAUUGUGUUUGUGUAUUUAUGCUUUGAUUCAUAGUAACUUCUCAUGUUAUGGAAUUGAUUUGCAUUGAACACAAACUGUAAAUAAAAGAAAGAAAUGGCUGAGA